AUGCUCCCCGCCCUGCGCCCCCACCCCGUUGGAGCCCCGGGACCUUGGUGCUGCUCCAGGGAGGCGCGCCGGACCGUGCACCCGGGUCUGGGUGGGGGCGCUGAGAUGGGCGGGGGGGAAGCGGGGAGGACAGUCGUGGGGGGCAAUCGGGAGAGGGAGGAGAGGGGGGCAGAAAAGCAGGACCGGGAGGCUGGGGUGGGGGGGGAAGAACCGGUGCGGGGGAGGCAAGGGCGGGGAAUGCAGACUCCAGAGACGGGAGCCGCGGAUGGGGUGGGAGGGGGUCGGAGAGGGGGUCUCGGGGAGGGUGGGAAGCUAAUGGGGCUGGCCGUGCGGGGGAUUCGCAGGGGCGCGGGGAGGAUGCUGGGGAUGGAGAUACGGGCGCCGGCGGGGGAGGAAGGAGGGAAGCAGAAGGGGGUGGGAACCCACGGGGCGGGGGGCUGGGAGGGGAGGAGCGUGCGAUCCGGGAGAGGGGUCCGGGGGGCUCGCCGGGGCUCGGCUGGGUCCGGAUGCGCGCUGUGUCCGGGCGCUCCCCUCACAUUGAGGAGGAGGCGGCCCCCCGCCCCCUUCCCCGGUCUCCCCCCCAACCUUCUCUCCACCAGCGCCGCUGUCUGCGAGGGCGGUGCAAAACCCAGGACUGGAUCUCCCUCCCAAAUCCCGGGCUGGAUUUCCGGGAACGGGGACUGGCCGCCUCCAACCACCGCGCCCCCUCCCCGCGCACCCCACUGUCAGGGCGCGCCGCGGCUGCGGGCGGCCGUCAGGGACCCCGGGAGGGGGGACGUCAGGGGGCCGCCCGCGGGGAGCGCGGAGCAAGCGCGGGGCCGUUGCCCGUUCUGGAGUACCCCAGGGGGAAACAGAAAAACCCUGGAAUCCCUUUCCCAGGACCUCUGUUCGCCCCCGGGCACCUGGGCACGUUUCUUGCCCAAGGACCAGCUUGCUUGCCCACCCUCAGCCCCUACGGCGCCCACAAAAUACGCCGAGCAGGCCCCGACUUGAGCUCAACUGUCCCAAAGUGAACUUGCAAAGUGUUCCCUGGGGAUGGGGACAAACAUGGAACUUAGCGGGGUGGGAAGGGAGAUUGGGGGGGAGGGGGCAAGGAGGUGCCUCCUGAGAGGGGAGAUCUGGGAGCCCCAGGAACCUGGGUGAAAAGUGAAUCAAAGGCUCCAUCUCGAGAAGGAAUGAUGUCUAGAGUGACACCCCCCCCUUACCAAAAUGCAACCUGUCUCCAUAGCAACCUGAGCUCCAAGAGUGCCUCAGAAACAGCGGGGAUAAGCGGAGAGGAAGGAUUGGUGUGUAGGGUGGUAGUGGGGGGGUGGGCACCAGGGGAUUUGGAGUUAGCAGAGGCAGCACCCUGACACCUGAUUACCCACGCGGGAGGUCCUGAGCACCCCAGAAUAUAAGAACCCCUUCAGUUGAGGCAGCGGGAGCAGGUCUCUCUGGGGGCCCCUGCUCGGUCCCCUGAGAUUUUCAGGGUGGGGCUCUUUAAGAGGGUGGAAGAGGAGAUGGAAUGGGGGGAAAAAAAUGCCUGUGAGCUCUGUGCCCCCCCGCCCCACCCCCCAUGUACACACCUCCAGGGGCCCUGGACUUCAAGACUCACUCACUGACUUCUGAGCCCAGAGGAGUACGGAUGAGUUGGGCCAGUGAGGUCAGGGACUGAGAUGGGGGUCGGGGUGGGAGCUGGGCAGGCUGCAGGGACCCCUCCCUGGGGACUCAGAGUCUGAGCUUUCCCCUAAUUUGGCGUCCCACCCUCCUGACGCAGCCAGACUAUAAUAAGUGCUGUCGUGGGCGGCUCUCGGAGGCAGGAGCUAGGCGGCAGGCUCGGCCCGGUAGGGGGUGACGCUGGGGGUGCAGGCGCAGGGUGCUGGGUGCCCUCUGCUCGCACUGAGACCCGUCCCCCCCCCCCAUCCCUAAAAGUCCUGUCCUGAGGUCAACAGCGGCUCCUCCCCGCCCUCCCGCUGUCCCCAGGACUAAGAUGACACAGAACUGGAGGGUCUCAACCCUUUGCCUGUCCUGAAACCCAGGGGGUGAGGAGGGAAAAGGCAGUGAGGGAGUUUUGUUGACGCAGAUGUCAUUUUCCUCCCUUUGGUGGCCUCAGUUUUCUCGUCUGUUCAAUGGGAACAAAGUCCUGAUUCUUAGGAAAGGAGUGAAACAGCUCCCCUCUAAGGACUGGAAGCUUCUCAGAGAUUUCAGCCUCAAAACCUCCCCAGUCCAGAGGCACAGAGAACUUCUCCACCCGGCCUAAACAUUUCCCUCCCAGCCUCUCUUUUUUCCCCUACAGAGAUGGGGCCGAGAGGUCCUCCCCAGAGACGGCCCCUCGGGUCCAGCUCUUCCUUUGGUCAUCAGCCUUUGCAACCGCCGAGGCUCGGAAGGGCGUCAGCUGCAGUUCCUGGCACUGGACUCACCCGAGUGUCCAUUGCCAGAAGGUCAGCUUGACAGUGACCUGCGUUUUAACCCCCCUGGGAUAAGGAUGAGAGCCGGGGAGAGAGAAGAGGAGCAGCGACGCCUGCCAUGUUGUUUCGCAUCCUUUCCAAAUGCAGUCUCCCGGGGCCCAGCCCCGCUGCAGACACUGGGAAGUGGCUGUUUGGGAAGCGUGGUGUCCCUGGCAAACCCCGUAGGCCAUCUCUGGCCCGGCACUCAUGAUGGACGCUGACCCCUCUCUUACCUCGCAGGAUGUCCAAGGAGGCCUGGAUGCUGUCUUGAAGUUCAGGGUCGCUCACCCUCUCUGCCAGCUUCCUGAGGCGACGCAGAGCCUGUUUGGCCACCUCGUGUCGCCUGACUUCUGCUCUGACUGUGGCUACAGCCAGCUGCCUCUGGGCGUGCAUGUUGCCCGGACUUGUCUUGCCAGCUAACAGCAACCUCUCGCCUCCAGAUCCAUGGUCCCCAUGACCCCCUAAACUCAAGAAGGCUCCUUCUCCCGUGCCCCUGAACUCCGCGGCCUUUCGCGCCCUUCCGUCUGUGGCCUCACUUCCUGACUGGCGAGUUUCAAACCCACAGCCUGAGACAGCACUACCUCCUGUGUCUUCCACCCCCUCUAGCGUCAGACUCUCAACUCGACCAGCAUCCUGUUCGGGUUCCCCUGCCGCCGGGAGAGCCCUUAACAAGCAUCCCAGGGCCUCCUGCGCGGGAGGUGGCUAAUUAAGUCGGGUGUUGGUCCUGGAAGAAUGUGGCAAACCAGGUCCCAGGUGCAAUCCCAGAUGCUGGGUGACCUAGAGAUGUGCCUUCUGUCUCCAAUACACAUGGGAAUCCUUACGCACACUUGGAGCACGGCACGGUUUAUACCAUAUGCAACACUGGGUCUGUCAGCCUCCUAGCCCUGCAUCCCAAUUUCCAGUGGUACUCACCACCCACACGCACUUUCUACAUCCGAAGAGUCUGCAUGCUUUUCAAAGAAAAAUCUGUCUUUUUUUUUUUUUUUUGGGCCACACCCAGCAGUGCUCAGGGAUUAUUCCCGACUCAGGGAUCCUCUGUCCUCAGGGCUCUGGGGAACAUAUGACAUGCUGGGGAAUCUAAUCUGGGUCAGCUGCCUGCAAGGCAAGCACCUUAGCACUGGACUAUUACUCCAGCCCCUAACGAGUCUGCUUCUUGCAUCUUACAAGGCAGCUUUUGUUCAGUCUGAGGCCCCCGACUGUACCUGCUUCUGCUUAAAGGGGCUGAGUAAUCAGGGACCACAGGUUAUGGGGGUUGGUGACCUGGACCCAGGCAAAACCACUAUGUUUCAUGUGCAGUUACUUUUAUAACAACUAGUUUGUUUAUAACAGUAAUUUACAACAUGCUUUCAUACGUAUAGUCCUCAUCACAGGCCCAAAGGGUGGAUUAUUAUUCCUUUUCUGUAGGAAAGGAAAUAAAAUUUCUGAGAGGUCA
Messenger RNA from Sorex araneus (European shrew), 3858 nucleotides. Its product is annotated as collagen alpha-2(I) chain-like. Lineage: Eukaryota; Metazoa; Chordata; Mammalia; Eulipotyphla; Soricidae. The transcript has 2 exons. Bases 1 to 993 code for a protein of 330 amino acids. The record is from RefSeq and is a predicted model, not a curated record.